AUGGAGACAGUUGCAGCAGGUGGUGCUCAAACAGUCAUUAGUUACCAGAUAGAAUGCAGACGUAGGGAUCCUGAUUUCUUCUUCGACUACAAGACUAAUCAAAAAGGGCACCUUAAGGGACUGCUCUGGUGUGAUAGUCAAUGUUGGCUUGAUUAUGUAGCAUUUGGUGAUGUCAUCGUAUUUGAUAGCACGUACAAAAUGAAUCGGUACAACCUGCCCCUUGAUCCUUUUGUUGGGGUGAAUCACCAUGGUAGCAUAGUUCUUUUUGCAUGUGGAAUUAUUUCCCAGAAGACAAUUGAGUCAUAUGUGUGGAUUCUUAGCACAUUCUCUGGUGCCAUGGUUCAGAAGCAUCCGGUUUCCGUGAUCAUUGAUGGAGACCUUGCUGUGCAGAGAACAAUCGAGCUGGUGUGGCCAAAUUCAUCACAUAGGGUAUGUAUAUGGCAUAUUGAGCAGAACAUUGUGCGUAAUCUUCACAAUGAUGGUGUGAAGGAUGAUUUCAGGUAUUUCCUUUAUGAGUGUUGCUCCAUAGAAGAGAUUGAGAGGAAAUAG
This is a messenger RNA of Miscanthus lutarioriparius, 549 nucleotides long. The record is from the annotation of a GenBank genome assembly. NCBI's taxonomy places the organism in Eukaryota, Viridiplantae, Streptophyta, Magnoliopsida, Poales, Poaceae.